Linderina pennispora is the source of this 1427-nucleotide messenger RNA. Its product is annotated as DUF89 domain-containing protein. Gene Ontology annotation, biological process: DNA damage response. Lineage: Eukaryota; Fungi; Kickxellomycota; Kickxellomycetes; Kickxellales; Kickxellaceae. Gene Ontology annotation, molecular function: phosphatase activity. The coding region runs from base 36 to 1427 and encodes 463 amino acids. The record is from RefSeq and is a predicted model, not a curated record. Gene Ontology annotation, cellular component: cytoplasm; nucleus. The transcript has a single exon.
CCAGCUCCGAUAUUCUUACUGUCGCUCUUAACACCAUGUCCACCGAUCAUUUCUCCGAUUUUGCGCCCAACAAGACGCCGUUCAAGCCUCUUAUUGCCUCGCGCGACGGGUUGAACUUCACCUACGAGUCAUUGCACGACCGCGUGCCGCAUAUCCUCACGGACAUCAUCAAUGGCUACUACACGGCUAUCCAGGACUACGACGGUCCCAACAAGGAGCUGGCAGCCGCUGAGGGCAAGCAGAUAACCAGCCAGCUGUCCAAGCUCAAGCACGAGAUGGUCACUGACAAGCCAUUGUCGCCUCUUGAGGACGACGGUCUCGGCGACACGCAGGCAUGGAACGACUGGCUGCAAAGGUUUUUCCCUGGAGGCACUUGGUACUCGACGCCGUUUCUGACGUGGGAGACGUACAUGUACCGGCGCAUCGCCGCAAUCUUCAGAACGUCAAAGCACUGGAACACGUUUGAUUUUUUCUUUGCCAAGAAGGAGGCAACGUUCAAGGCGUCCAAGGCUGCAGUUGCGAAGCUGUGCAAGCGCGUCGAUGAGCUGACCAACGAGUGCCUGGCAGACAUUAAAAACACAACCAAGCUGCAUGUGACGUUCAUUGAGCUGCUGCAGGCCAGCCUGUGGGGCAACCAGACGGAUCUCAGCAUGUUCCCCGAUCUCGACUCUGCCCGGAUCGAGGAGAUGCAGGCGCGCAUAUCGUCGGGCGAGAACAACGCCAAGAUCGUUGCUAACGACGGCGAGAAGAUAUGGGAGAUUGUCAGCACGCUCCAGGGCGGCCGCGUCGACAUUGUCCUUGAUAACUCUGGGUUCGAGCUCCUGCAGGACGUGCUUUUGGCGCACUGGCUGGUCAAGGUUGGCUAUGCCAAGAAUGUUGUGUUCCACCCGAAGCGGGUGCCCUGGUAUGUCUCGGAUGUUACCAACGAGGACUUCCACUGGCUGGUCGACUCGAUGCGCAACCCGCAUUUCGUCGACGGCGCCGAUGUCUCCAGCGACGACAAGAAGGCGCUGCAGGCCAUGGGCGAGCAGUGGUCAAAGUACCUGGCGGACGGUGUCUGGUCGCUGCAGGACGAGCUGUACUGGACAGGGCCAUACGGGUACCGUUAUCUGCCGACCGAGGGCAAGGCAGUGUGGGAGGAUCUGACCAAGUCCGACAUUGUCAUGUUCAAGGGGGAUCUCAACUACCGCAAGCUCAUCUACGACCUCGAGUGGCCGCAUGCGACGCCGUUUGUUGCGGCCAUUGGGCCCAUCGCCGAUGCUCCGAAUGCUCCAGCAAUUGUCGCGCUGCGCACGUCAAAGUGCGACACAGUUGUCGGCGUUGCCAAUGAAAAGUCCACGAGCCUGGCUGCCACAGAGCCCGACUGGAUGGUCUCUGGCAAGUACGGCAUGAUUCAGCUCAGCCCUGGCCGCUGGCAGAAGCACUGA